Messenger RNA from Maudiozyma saulgeensis, 1728 nucleotides. NCBI's taxonomy places the organism in Eukaryota, Fungi, Ascomycota, Saccharomycetes, Saccharomycetales, Saccharomycetaceae. The record is from the annotation of a GenBank genome assembly.
AUGGCCAAAAUUGAUUCUUCAGGUUCCACGAUGCCUAGCAAUUUUAUAGAUGACCUAAAUUAUGAAAAAGAGGACAGUGGAACAUGUGAUUCUCACAAUACAUCUUCAUUUACACUAACAGAUAACAUCCAACAUAGGAGGACUAGUUUGGUUAGCCAGGAGUCAGAGUUUGAAAUAGAAGAUUUUACUUAUAGCGAUGAUGACUUUGAAUACGAUGACGAUGACGGCGAGGCAUAUGAUUCUAUGCUCACAAAACCAGUUAAACAUAGCAACAAAAAAGAAUUAAGUGAAGGUGCUGUUCCUAAUCUCAGUUAUGAAAUAUUGACUACUCAGGACAUUUUUGAGAAUAUGUUAGCUAGAGUGGAUCAUUUGCAACCCAUAUUCAAUAUGCCACGUGAAGAUAUUCUUUUGCUAAUGCAACAUUAUGACUGGAAUGAAGAACGAUUACUUGAAAAUUGGACUGAGAGGAUGGAAGAGUUAUUGGUUGAAAUUGGUGUUAAUCAAGCAGAUGCAAAGCCCACAGAUAUUAAAGUAACUGAGGAUAUAGAUGAGAAGGAAAUUUCUGAGAUAAAAAAGAGAGGUAUUACAUUCAAAGAACAUUUUAAUUGUAUUAUAUGUUGUGAGGAAAAAGACACAAAGACAUUUUCGUUAGAAUGUGGACACGAAUAUUGCAUUGAUUGUUAUAGACACUAUAUCGAAGAUAAACUUCAUAGUGGUAAUGUCAUAACAUGUAUGGAUUGUUCGUUAGCUUUAAAAAAUAUUGAUAUCGAUAGUAUAAUGGGACAUAAUUCAAGUAAGAAAUUAAUGACUUCCUCCAUCAAGAGUUUUGUUCAGAAACAUAAUAAGAAUUAUAAAUGGUGUCCUUAUGCAGAUUGUAAAUGCAUAGUGCAUCUAAGAGAUACAUCAUCUUUAGCGGAAUAUACCAGAUUACAUUAUUCGCCAUUUGUUCAAUGUGAUGCAGGUCAUAGAUUUUGCUUCAAUUGUGGAUUUGAAACGCAUGCACCUGCUGAUUGUAAUGUGACGAGUGCAUGGGUAAAGAAAGCUAGGAAAGAAUCUGAGAAUCUGAACUGGGUAAUGUCACAUACGAAAGAAUGCCCCAAAUGUGAGGUAAAUAUUGAAAAGGAUGGUGGAUGUAAUCAUAUGAAAUGUUCUAGUUGUAAAUAUGAAUUUUGCUGGAUUUGUGAAGGUGAUUGGGCACCCCAUGGGAAAGCAUUCUAUCAGUGUACAUUGUAUAAAAAUGAUGAAAAUUCAAAAAAGACACAAAGUGAAGAGUUAUCAAAGAUAAUGAAAAAAUACACCUUCUAUUACAGAGUAUUUAAUGAACAUGAAAUAUCAGCUAAAUUGGACUGGAAGUUAGGUCAAACAAUUGGAUCAAAAGUGCGUGCUUUACAGGAAAAGAUGGAUAUUUCAUGGAUUGAGGGACAAUUUCUAACAGAUAGCAUUAAGAUUUUGAAUGAAGGAAGAACAGCAUUAAAAUGGUCAUUUCCUGUCGCAUUUUAUUCAGAUGCAUCUCAUAAUUUGACCAAAAUAUUUGUUGAUAAUCAAAGUCUAUUGUCAAAAGCUGUUGAAGACCUUUCUGAACUUCUACAGAUAAAAGACCCUGAAGAAAUUAUGAAAAAUAAGCUUGAAUUUUACAAUAAAUCUGGCUACGUUGAGAAUAGGAUGUAUGCCCUUAUGGAAUGUGGUAGGGACUUACUAUGUAAAGGUAUCUGUAAACCAAAAGACUAA